AUGACAUCUGACACCAAGAUCCUCCUCACCGGUGCAACAGGCUUCAUCGGGGGCAGUGUCCUUACUGCCCUGCUCCAGUCGUCUGCGUCGUCGCUCCAAUCCGGCCCUAUAACGUGCCUGCUGCGAGGUGCCGACCGCGCAGCUCUCCUUACCUCCACCUACGGCGAGCGCGUCAAGCCCGUCCUCUACGGUGGCCUCGAUGACCUGAAGACUACCACCGCCGUGGCCGCACAGCACGACGUCGUCAUCAACACCACCUUAGGCUAUCACUCACCAUCCACGAAGGCGCUCCUCCGCGGCCUGGCGCAGCGGAAGGCCCAAACCCGCCGUGACGUCUGGAUGAUCCACACGUCGGGUACAUCCAACAUCGGCGACAAGCCAAUCACCAACCCCGUUGGAGUGAGGGAGUUCGACGAUCUGGUCGACGAUGUAUACGCCCACGAGAAGGCGCUCGAGGCGGCAGAGCCCUACGCGCAACGGACUACCGAGCUGGGUGUUAUCGACACGGGUCUCGAGCUGGGUGUUAAGACACUUGUAAUUAUGAGUCCUAUUAUCUACGGAAACGGCACUGGCUUGUUUAACAGGAUUAGUAUCCACACCGAGUACAUGAAAGCGAUGCUUCAGAUGGGACAUUCGGUAGUGGUGGGUGACGGGACAGGUGUAUGGGACCACGUUCACAUUGAGGAUCUAGCUGACUUGUACCGGCGCGUUGUGCUUGAUGUUCUGGAGCGGGAAGGGGAGACCCUACCCUCUGGGAAGAAGGGGAUCAUGUUCAGCGCCAAUGGACGGCAUUCGUGGCUGGAGUAUUCGCAGCUGGUGGCAGAUGCUUGCUACGAACGGGGUCUUAUAUCGGGGAAGAAGGUCGUCCAUCUUAGCUUAGAAGAAGCCGCAGCCACUCUAAUACCGCGUCUCAGGGUUGCUAAGGAGGUAUUUGCGGAGGACGAUUGGAAAUCGGCGGCGGAGGGGUUCUGCAGUAACGAGAUGACGGCCGCUAAUGUUGCCCGGACUCUUGGGUGGAAUCCGGUAAAGGGAAACGAGGCCUGGAAGCAGGCGUUUCGGGAUGAUGUGGACAGCAUCGUCAAGGCUAAGAGGUAA
This is a messenger RNA of Aspergillus caelatus, 1095 nucleotides long. RefSeq lists its product as uncharacterized. The record is from RefSeq and is a predicted model, not a curated record. Bases 1 to 1095 code for a protein of 364 amino acids. The transcript has a single exon. Lineage: Eukaryota; Fungi; Ascomycota; Eurotiomycetes; Eurotiales; Aspergillaceae.